Messenger RNA from Macrobrachium nipponense, 1900 nucleotides. RefSeq names its product integrator complex subunit 14-like (gene IntS14). The transcript is spliced from 12 exons. The record is from RefSeq and is a predicted model, not a curated record. Gene Ontology annotation, biological process: snRNA 3'-end processing. Gene Ontology annotation, cellular component: integrator complex. The coding region runs from base 200 to 1741 and encodes 513 amino acids. NCBI's taxonomy places the organism in Eukaryota, Metazoa, Arthropoda, Malacostraca, Decapoda, Palaemonidae.
AUGUGUGUUAAACACACCCCGAAAAUAAGUUCAGUAUAGUAGAAUUGUUUACAUACUUCGAAUUGACUAUGUGCGAAAGUGUACCUUACGAAGACCGAGAUAUCCCACAUAUAGUAGCUAAGUAGGAAACUGCAAUAUCCAAAGAAAUACCAGCGGUGUCUUGAUUAUUUAGAUUAACCGGGUUGAGAAACACAGCACCAUGCCAACUGUAAUACUUUUAGAUGUCUCAUUAUCAAUGAGCCGAGGAGUAGAUAUAUCAAGCCCAAGUCCUGAGGAUGAAGAAGUUGAACCUCUCCCCUUACGAAAAGACUUGGCAGCUCAUGGCUGCAACAUUUUGCUUGAUCAUUUUACUCAACAUUGCAAACUGGAGUUUGCAUCUUUGAUUGUGUUUUCUUCAGUUUACAAGGUUUUAAUGCCAUUCACUAGAGAUUUUGAUGCUAUUAAAAAUGCCUUGAAUUUGGUUGAUGAAUGCGACAGGACAAGCAUUGAGGUUGGGCUAAUGGGAGCAGCACAACAUGUCUUAGAAGAAUGGGGCAAUGGUACCCCAUGUCAGAUUGUUUUGAUAACAGAUGGCAAUGCAGGAGCUGGACAGCAUAAUCUUCAGAAAUCAAUGAUGUCUGCUCACUCUCGGGUUGCUUCUCAGUUCCCGCUGCCUUUUCCUUUUCCAGCCAAACUAAGUAUUGUCUGCAUAGCUAACCCAAACGAACCAUCUCUACAGAUAUCAAAUUCGCUAUAUCAGCGUCUCAUAGAACUAAACGGGGAAGGAGACAUAUUGGUCCCAGAAGGAGGUCUGACCAAAAAGUCUGUGUCUGAGAUGUUUGAACAGUUGAUAAAGACUAACUUUUCAUCUUAUUCUGGGACUCUUCAUUGUGGUAAACUGUCUGCCCCUGUUACUUUAUCGCCACCACCACAGCCGUACUGUCGUCAUCAUGAUUUUGAGGUCAUGCGAGUAAGUGUAGAUUCUGCUAUACAUGUUUUGGGCUUCCUGAACACAGGUGAUGUGUCCUCACCACCUGCAUUCUCACGGCAUCUAGUUCUCCCUCUUUCAGCCAAAGGAGACAUGGUUAUGUUACCAAAGACAGAUGCUGGGAGUGAUGAUGAAGGAGGAGGUAAUGAUGAAGGAAAGAUUCCAUCAUUUUGUGUUUUAUUACAUGGAGGUUUAAAGCGGGAGAAUAUGGUUGCCCUUUGUCAGGUUGGAGAAAAUUGGUUUGGUAUUUUGUAUUCUUGGGCAGACAACAAGAAAAAGUCGAAUUUGAUGCUUUCUAUAUUUGUACCUGGGACUGAUAUCAUUCCAUGGAUGGGUAAGUUGUCAAGUCUAGGACCAGCUUCCAUGUUACCUGUCAAUCCAUAUGGGACAUCUCAAAAUGCUUCACCAUUCCCUCUAAAGGUCCCAGAGAAAAAGAGUUAUGGUCUUAACUGUGUGGUUUGGGUUCGGCAGGGUGGCUUGCAGUCAGACAUUCAGAAGAUUCUGCGUCAUGCACGCAAACUUCCUGACAAAACGCAAAGCUUUUACAAGGAAUUGAACAGAGUUCGUAGAGCAGCACUUGCAUAUGGUUUUGGUGAAUUACUAGAAGGUUUAGCCAAUGUACUAGAGCGUGAAUGCACCCUUUUACCUUCAACGGCUCAUCCUGAUGCUGCCAUUCAGCUCCAGCAUGCUUAUGAAGCACUUCGAAAUCAUGACAAAAAGGAUUUUAGACAAAACAUUGCUCCUUUGAAAACUACUUUUUCAGCAAAUGACUGAGCCAUUGAGAAGCAGUAAUUUAUUAGUUCGUACGCUGUGCAAAGAAUUUGUGUAUUAAGAAAGUACUGCUGAUGGGUUUAACGAAUCAUUAAGUAUCAGUUAAAACUCUUAUCCUUACUUAGUUUUUGUACUACAGGUUGAUGAAAUUAACAGCCUUGU